Molecule: messenger RNA, 1768 nt
Organism: Balaenoptera acutorostrata (minke whale)
Lineage: Eukaryota; Metazoa; Chordata; Mammalia; Artiodactyla; Balaenopteridae
Product: PRKC apoptosis WT1 regulator protein
Exons: 1
Coding region: 273-1301 (342 amino acids)
Biological process (GO): positive regulation of apoptotic process; apoptotic process
Cellular component (GO): cytoplasm
Source: RefSeq, a predicted model, not a curated record
UCCCAGCCCGGGAGCACCGCGGGCUCCGGACGGAGAGUUGGCCGCAUCUCCUUCCGCGCGGCCGCUUCGGCUCACCUGGGCGCCAGCUCCCAGUCCCGCUCCUCGUCCCCCCAACUCCUCCCAGACCAGCCGGUCCCUGGGGGAGCCGCGGCCGCCCCCGCGCCCGGGGGUCGUUCCCUCGCCUUCUCCGGGUGGCGGGAAGGAAGAGGGGGCGGCGGCCGGAGUCGGGGCGGGCGGCCUGAGGUGAGAGCCCGGCCGGCCCCGCUGGGAAUAUGGCGACCGGUGGCUACCGGACCGGCGGCGGCAGCGGCGGCAGCACCACAGACUUCCUGGAGGAGUGGAAGGCGAAGCGCGAGAAGAUGCGCGCCAAGCAGAAUCCCCCGGGCCCGGCCGCCCCCGGUGGGGGCACGGGCGACGCGGCCGGGAAGCUCCCGCCGGGGCCCCUGGGCACCUCGGCCGCCACUGCGGCCAACGAGCUCAACAACAACCUCCCGGGCGGCGCCGCCGCACCUGCCGCCCCCAGCCCCGGGGGCGUGAACUGCGCCGUGGGCCCCGCGCAGCUGACCCGCGCCGCCCCCGGCCAGCGGCGGCCGGAGGAUGAGUCCCCCGCCACCGCCGCCGCCGCCGCUUCGGGGGCAGCGCCCGCACGGGACGGCGAGGAGGAGCGGGACGGCGCCCCGGAGAAGGGCAAGAGCUCGGGCCCCAGCGCCAGGAAAGGCAAGGGGCAGAUCGAGAAGAGGAAGCUGCGGGAGAAGCGGCGCUCCACCGGCGUGGUCAACAUCCCUGCCGCAGAGUGCUUAGAUGAAUAUGAAGAUGAUGAAGCUGGGCAGAAAGAGCGGAAACGAGAAGAUGCAAUUACACAACAGAACACGAUGCAAAAUGAGGCUGUAAGCUUAUUAGAUUCAGGAAGUUCCUAUCUGUUACAAGAGCCAUCUAGAACAGUUUCAGGCAGAUACAAAAGCACAACCACUGCCUCUGAAGAAGAUGUCUCAAGUAGAUUUCCCCGAACAGAUAGAAGUGGGUUCAGCAGGUAUAACAGGGAUGCAAAUGCUUCUGGUAAUUUGGUCUCAAGUAGCACAUUGGAAAAGAAAAUUGAAGAUCUUGAAAAGGAAGUGGUAAGAGAAAGGCAAGAAAACUUAAGACUUGUGAGACUAAUGCAAGAUAAAGAGGAAAUGAUUGGAAAACUCAAAGAAGAAAUUGAUUUGUUAAAUCGAGACCUAGAUGACAUAGAAGAUGAAAAUGAACAACUAAAGCAGGAGAAUAAAACUCUUUUGAAAGUUGUUGGGCAGCUAACAAGGUAGAAGAUUCAAGGCUCAGUGUGGAAAAAUAUUUUAAAACUACUGAUUGAAUGUUAUGGUUAGCGCUAGGACAGUAUUCCUAUGCUGUAAUACAUUAAACUAACUAAGUAUGUAUAUUUAUUUCUAGAAAACAGUGGAUGUUUAUUUUCAAAAUAUUUCUUUUUCAUUAUCAGUUUCAAAAAGUAUCAACCUUUUAUUUCACGAAUAAGUAACAUCUUUUAGUUAUUAAGCUGGUAGGUUAUGCCUCUUUUGGUUUUGUGUGGUAUUCAAAUAAUAUAUGGUUUAAAGUCACAGCCAUCUGAAUAUAUUUCAUCUAUGGUAGUGCAUUUUCUCCCUAAAAGAAUAUACAUAGUCUUUGUUUACAUGAAUUCAAAUACUUUUUAGGGAGUUACCUGCAAAUGCCUUAUUACUGAUGUGCGCAACCUUUUAUAUGUUGAUGAUUUACUCAUAAAGGUCUUUGUCUACUGUCA